AUGGAUGAGAGCUCCCGAGCCACCGAGGCCGACGUCUACGCGGCAAACCUUGAAUUCACCUUAAAAGAGCUACAACGCAAGGUUCGCGACCACCAAGCCGAGCUCGAAAAAAUACGCUCAUCUCAAACAGAAACCCCCCUAUCACCAGAAGACCAAGCCAUCGUGAUAAAAACAGCCCUAACAAACAUCAACACCACAUCAGAGCCCUUUCUCCCCUUCGCAGGCUCCGUUCUUCCGUCCCUCCUGGCCCUACGGCGCGCCCACCAAACCAUCACCGAAUCAAGGACCUACCUCGAAUCCCAUGCCUCCGAAGCAGAUUGUGAACGCAAGCAACUCGAUUCUGACCGCACCAACCUCAAAGAUCAGCACCUUCUCACCGAUGCGCUCACGUCCCGGAUCGCGGCCCUCCAGCGAGAAAUCGCCGCCAAGGCUGAGAUGCGGCCCGAGGACAGUGCCCGCGAGAAAAUGGACGAGCUGCGUGUCAAAACAAAAAACUACGACAGGGAAAGGAAGCAGCUCAUGAGGGCAUUGUUGGACUUCAUUGAUAAUCAGCUGGCACCCAUGCUGGCGGCGGAGGAGCUGGGCGGUCCUGUGGUGGGGGAUAUCAUAGAAGUUGAUCCCGAUGAGUUGGCGGCUGGCUUCAAUACCCAGGGGAAGUUGAAGAAGCCCAAGGGCGGAGAGGAGGAUAAGCGACAGAGGAGGAUAGAUGAGAUUUGGGGAGCGGCGGCUGGCCGAGCCGGUGCCGGCGGUGGUAGUGGUAGUGGUAGGGUGGAUGGCGAGGAGGAGAUUGCAGCAGCGGGGAGGGAAAUGCGCGAGCUGACGGAGGAGUUGUCAAAUAGGCUGGUUCAGGCAAAGGGGGAUAAUUCGGCGUCGUAUGUAGUGCUGGAGAGGGAGUCGGCUGCGGCGAGAUUUCUGGUGAGGAGUAAGGUUGCGCAGUUUCAUCCCAAGGAUGCAAAUAAGUUGAGGUUGAUCGAUUUUGGAAGAGAUUUGGAGAAUUGA
This is a messenger RNA of Pochonia chlamydosporia 170, 999 nucleotides long. RefSeq names its product centromere-associated protein K domain-containing protein. Lineage: Eukaryota; Fungi; Ascomycota; Sordariomycetes; Hypocreales; Clavicipitaceae. The coding region runs from base 1 to 999 and encodes 332 amino acids. Gene Ontology annotation, biological process: kinetochore assembly; mitotic sister chromatid segregation. The record is from RefSeq and is a predicted model, not a curated record. The transcript is spliced from 2 exons. Gene Ontology annotation, cellular component: nucleus.